Molecule: messenger RNA, 2320 nt
Organism: Castor canadensis (American beaver)
Lineage: Eukaryota; Metazoa; Chordata; Mammalia; Rodentia; Castoridae
Gene: Psmd4
Product: proteasome 26S subunit ubiquitin receptor, non-ATPase 4
Biological process (GO): proteasome-mediated ubiquitin-dependent protein catabolic process
Cellular component (GO): nucleus; proteasome regulatory particle, base subcomplex; cytosol
Molecular function (GO): polyubiquitin modification-dependent protein binding
Source: RefSeq, a predicted model, not a curated record
CUGUUGUUAGGUAGUUCCGGAGAGCCGGUGGGAGAGAGCAAAGUGGCAAGAUGGUGUUGGAAAGUACUAUGGUUUGUGUGGACAACAGCGAGUAUAUGCGGAAUGGGGACUUCUUACCCACCCGGCUGCAGGCCCAACAGGAUGCUGUCAACAUAGUAUGUCACUCAAAGACUCGCAGCAACCCUGAGAACAAUGUGGGUCUCAUCACACUAGCUAAUGACUGUGAAGUGCUGACCACACUCACCCCUGACACUGGCCGCAUCCUCUCCAAGCUCCACACUGUCCAACCCAAGGGCAAGAUCACCUUCUGCACUGGCAUCCGCGUGGCCCAUCUGGCUCUGAAACACCGGCAGGGCAAGAAUCACAAGAUGCGCAUCAUUGCCUUUGUGGGAAGCCCCGUGGAGGACAAUGAGAAGGAUCUGGUGAAACUAGCUAAACGCCUCAAGAAAGAGAAAGUGAAUGUUGACAUUAUCAAUUUUGGGGAAGAGGAGGUAAACACAGAGAAGUUGACAGCCUUCGUGAACACACUGAAUGGCAAAGAUGGAACUGGUUCUCAUCUGGUGACAGUGCCUCCAGGGCCCAGCUUGGCUGAUGCCCUCAUCAGUUCUCCGAUUCUGGCUGGUGAAGGUGGUGCCAUGCUGGGUCUUGGUGCCAGUGACUUUGAAUUUGGAGUGGAUCCCAGUGCUGAUCCUGAGCUGGCCCUGGCUCUUCGUGUUUCUAUGGAAGAGCAGCGACAGCGGCAGGAGGAGGAGGCACGGCGGGCCGCUGCAGCUUCUGCAGCUGAGGCUGGAAUUGCUACAACUGGGACUGAAGACUCAGAUGAUGCCCUAUUGAAGAUGACGAUCAACCAGCAGGAGUUUGGUCGCACAGCUCCCGACCUGAGCAGCAUGACUGAGGAGGAGCAGAUUGCCUAUGCCAUGCAGAUGUCCCUGCAGGAGCAGAGUUUGGCCAGGCAGAAUCAGCUGACAUUGAUGCCAGCUCAGCCAUGGAUACAUCAGAGCCAGCCAAGGAGGAAGAUGAUUAUGAUGUGAUGCAGGACCCUGAGUUCCUUCAGAGUGUCCUAGAGAACCUUCCAGGUGUGGAUCCCAACAAUGAAGCCAUUCGAAAUGCUAUGGGUUCCCUUGCCUCCCAGGCCACCAAGGAUGGCAAGAAGGACAAGAAGGAGGAAGAGAAGAAGUGAGACUGGAGGAAAGGGUAGCUGAGUCUGCCCUAGGGACUGCAUAGUAUGGGGUGGGAUAUAGGGUUAGAUAUGUUAUCUGUAAUCUUUACAACGUAAAUAAAGCUUGGCAAUUUUUUUCCUUUUUGCUUCAAAUAGUAACUUUGCGUGUGAGAAGGAAGAAUUUGUGGCCUGAAGUAGAGCCUUUCUGGCUCUCUGUGGGCCAUUAGCUCUUCUCCUCGGGUUCUAUUUUCUUUUGCCGUUAAGAGAAGCUUUACUAAGAACCUAUUUAGUGUUAGGUACCAGAGCCACAAAGGUGAGUAAGAAAUAGUACUGGCCCCUAAGGAUUCAGGCUAGGGAAGAGUCUAGAUGUCUGAUGAGUCAAAUCAGAAUGAUCAGAGCUCUGUGGGACAGUGAGGAGAAAGACACCUGAACUCUGGGCAGGCUUCUGGAUGGACAUUGGAGCCCUAUAAAAAGACAAAAAGUUCAGCCAAUAAGGAUGAGGGUUGGAGACAUGGCUCAAGCAGUAGAGCACCACUCUCACAAGCAUGAAGCCCUAAGCUCAAACCCCAGUACCCCAAAAAACUCAAAAAGUCUGAAAACUUGCUCAGAACUGGGCACUACUGGUUAAUACCUAUAAUCCUAAAAUACUUGGGAGGCUGAGAUUAGAGGAUUGCAGUUCCAGGGCAGUCCAAGCAAAAACCUUGCAAGACCCCAUCUCAACCAAUAGCUGGGUGCAGUGGUAUAUGCUUGUCAAUAGCCAAGCUACAGCAGAGGCUGAGAUUGGUGUAGAUGCUAGAUAACUUACUCUACAAUAAUGAUUGUGACAUUGUGAUUCAUGAACUCCUGAGGAUCCCCAGACCCUUUUAGGAAGUCUGAGAUCAAAACUUUUCAAGGACUGGAGGUAUGGCUCAAGUGGUUGAGUGCCUACUUAGCAAGCACAAGGCCCUGAGUUCAAAUCUCAGUACUGCCAAAAAAUAAAGAGCCUCAAACAAUGUAUUGCAACACAGUGAAUACAGAAGCAGAUAGGAGAGUUCAGCCAGAAGAAGUUUCAUUGAAACAGACAUUAAUGAGAUUUGCCAAAAUGUGGGUUGGGAAUGUAACUCAGUGUAGAGAGCACUUGCUUAACCUGUGUAAGGCCCUGGUUUAGUCCCUAGCACUGAA